CUUAAAUUGAUGAAAAAGUUGACUAAAAAUUCGACUUUUUAUAUGACCAAGUAAAUACUAGAACUAGAAGAUUAAUAUGUUGAGAAGAGAUCCCACAAGAAUAGAAUUAAAGAUAGAUGAUUUAGAAGAAUAUAAUAAUAUGAAAAAAGAGAGUUUAGAAGCUGAUUCCAAAACCAAAAGUGCAUGUAGUGAUGGAACAAGUGCAACACCAGCACAAGAUUCAUUUGAUUUUGGAUUACCUUUAAGAACUAGAACUGAAAUAAUUCAUUCUAGAAUUGGAUAUGAUCCUAAACCAACGCCUACCUCAAGUGGUUUACCUAUUCAUCGAUAGCUAAUUGUUUAAAUACAUAUUCUCAGAAAUUAACAGCUCAGGUUAGACCUAAAAGGCUAAACACUAAUAGGCAUACUUAUGAAGAAUAAAGUGUAAAAUGACAUGUAUUUCUCUUUAAAACACAAGAAACAUGGGUGUGAAUUUUUUUUAAAGAACAACAGCUUGUGAUCUAGUUGAAGAUUUUAAAUAGGAUGGAAGCAUUAUAGAUAUAAUUUAUAAAUAUAUAUUUGUUUAAUCAUGAAAUUGUUGCCAUAAUAAUCCAUAAAACUAUGUGCCACUGUUAACAAAUAACAUUAACAUUAAUUUACUUUUUUUUUUUUUCUUUUUCUUUUUUUUUUGGCUCAAAGAGCAAUUGACCUGGGUCACAAGAUACUUUUGAUAAAGAAUGUUGCUUAUUGAAUAGUAUUUGUGAAAAAUGAUGUCAAAUUUAUUUGACGGGACGUAAAAAGUUCUUCGACGUUAGAAGAUAUAGCCCAAUAAAAUAUUAGAAAAAGAGAUAUUAAAGUUUGCUUAAGUUGUUGAGUAAAAUGGAUAUUUAUAAAGAUAAAAUUGAGUACUGGUGUUGUAAGAUGGAUCCUGUUUAAUAGAAAAUGAUGAUAAAUGUUUGUUUAUUGACAUGUGAAAAAUUAAACAAUGGUAAUUGUAAUUUUUUUUUUUUUAAUUAUCAAUAAAAAUGGAAAACUGC
Messenger RNA from Lottia gigantea (owl limpet), 1016 nucleotides. RefSeq lists its product as hypothetical. Lineage: Eukaryota; Metazoa; Mollusca; Gastropoda; Lottiidae. The record is from RefSeq and is a predicted model, not a curated record. Bases 77 to 331 code for a protein of 84 amino acids. The transcript has a single exon. Gene Ontology annotation, biological process: protein K11-linked ubiquitination; anaphase-promoting complex-dependent catabolic process; regulation of mitotic cell cycle. Gene Ontology annotation, cellular component: anaphase-promoting complex.